Molecule: messenger RNA, 903 nt
Organism: Drosophila serrata
Lineage: Eukaryota; Metazoa; Arthropoda; Insecta; Diptera; Drosophilidae
Gene: Coq4
Product: Coenzyme Q4
Biological process (GO): ubiquinone biosynthetic process
Cellular component (GO): mitochondrion; mitochondrial inner membrane
Source: RefSeq, a predicted model, not a curated record
UUAUAUGCGAAGUGUUAUCAGAGCAGUUUAGAAAGUUUAUUCAUUUGCUGAACGCUGUUUACAUACAAAAAUGAUCACGAUGCAGCGCUGCAGGCAAUUGACACUGCCGUUGGCCCUGCGACGGGGUUUCUCUUUUGGCCAGGUCAGAAGUCAGGCAGUGACCACAGAAACGCCUGAAGCGGAGCCACUGGAUUCAUUCGAGCGGCAGUACCUCAAGGAACGCAUCGAGAUAUCGCCUUUACAGCGGAUGGUCCUAGGAGCCGGGUCAUCCAUUGCUGCCUUGCUAAAUCCCAGACGCCACGACAUGAUUGCCUGUUUGGGCGAGACCACAGGCGAGGGCGCGCUUUUGAAUAUUUUGGACACCAUGCAGGCCAGCGAGGAGGGUCAGCGCAUCAUGGCCGACAAGCCACGCAUCCAUACCAGCACCAUUGACUUUAAGCGUCUGGAAACCCUGCCGCCCGACACUUUUGGAGCCGUCUACGUCAAGUUUCUGAAAGACAAUCAAGUCACUCCGGACACUCGCAUGGCCGUGAGGUUUCUGGAGGAUCCCAAGCUGGCCUAUUUGAUGACGCGCUACCGUGAGUGCCACGACCUAAUCCACACGGUACUGGACAUGCCCACCAACAUGCUCGGCGAGGUGGCGGUCAAGUGGGUGGAGGCGCUCAAUACGGGCCUACCGAUGUGCUACGGCGGCGCGGUGUUCGGAGCGGUUCGCCUACGUCCCAAGCAGCGGCGCGCAUACUUGAAACACUACUUGCCUUGGGCCCUGGAGAACGGCAAGCGGACCAAGCCCUUGAUGCCCGUCUACUGGGAGAAGCGCUGGGAGCAGAAUAUCAACGAACUACGCUCCGAAUUGGGCAUAACUGUGUUGAAUAAAGUCUGAUGAUAUGUUUUAAUUUUUAA